Lagenorhynchus albirostris (white-beaked dolphin) is the source of this 1066-nucleotide messenger RNA. Its product is annotated as X-linked retinitis pigmentosa GTPase regulator-interacting protein 1-like. Lineage: Eukaryota; Metazoa; Chordata; Mammalia; Artiodactyla; Delphinidae. The record is from RefSeq and is a predicted model, not a curated record. The coding region runs from base 93 to 866 and encodes 257 amino acids. The transcript is spliced from 5 exons.
CUCGGGCCCGCCCAGCGGCAGCCGGAAGUGCUUCAGACCCCGCGCUGUCCGCAGUGGCCGGCGCUCUCCAGGGUUCUUGGACGGUCGGAGCUAUGGCGUCCCGACAUGCGGCGGGCCGCUGUUUGCCUACUCCUCAUCAGGACCCUGCCCUUGGAGGGCGACGACCCCCAUCCCAGCUGGAAAUUCCACUUUGGCUUCUAACCUCUCCUCGCCUGAUGUUCCUGACGUCGUUCUGGACUUCUUUGAUUGAAAUGCGGGGCUCAGCCACAGGUGGUCAGAACAGAGCAGGCAGUGGGAUGGCCAGCAUCCCUGGUUCAGUCCCAGGAGGAGCGGUGCGGGCAGAAUGGCGUGGCAGGGGUCGCAGUGUCGCCGCCCAUAGGGAUUUACAGGCGGUAGUGCGAGCCCUUUGGGAAGAGCAGGGCGCCCAGCCCAUAGUCCAGGAGGACUGGGGUGUAAAGCUGGUAGAAGAGCAGGAAGAAGAGGAGGAGGAGGAAGUGGAGGAGGCUGAAGAGGACGAGGAGAAGAAAGAAGAGGCGGAGGAGGGAGACAGAGACAAGGAAGAGGACAAGAAUUAUGUGGACAAAGAGGAGGAGGAGGACGGUAAGGAGGGCGCAGAAGUGGUCGUGGGUAUCUAUCCUCCCGAGGGCAGAGAACUAGAUUCUGCUGCUGAUGUUAAAUCGGGAAAUGUUGUCCACCACCUUGUGAUACCAAAGUCCGUAUCAUUCGACACUAAAGAAGAGAGUGAACAUCGGUAUGAAAAUGCUGAUGAAGAGAAAGAGGAUGGAAAUGAGAAACCAGAAGAAGGACGCAAGCUGGAUAUGGUCUCAGCAGAGGGCAGCUCUGGAGAAUACAGUUGGAAGGCAUAAACAGAAGUGGACAGCGAAAGAAACGACGAAUUUGUUCUUCACGGAUAUUCUAGUUUUCAUUAGCCCACAAUACAAAUGUUGUUUCAAAGUUCAACAUCCCAAAAUGAUAUUAACUGACAUCUGACUUUAUUCUCACCUUUGACAGAUAAGUUUGACAGUGUUAUUCACAUUGAAAAUAAAAGCUUGUUUGAGAUGAAUAA